This is a messenger RNA of Hibiscus syriacus, 894 nucleotides long. RefSeq lists its product as uncharacterized. Bases 1 to 894 code for a protein of 297 amino acids. NCBI's taxonomy places the organism in Eukaryota, Viridiplantae, Streptophyta, Magnoliopsida, Malvales, Malvaceae. The record is from RefSeq and is a predicted model, not a curated record. The transcript has 2 exons.
AUGGAAGAAUUGGGUUCUUUAUGGAAUUAUCAAGAGAAUGUUGAUGAACUGAAACUGAAGCUUCAAUACAGUGCAAUCGAGCUGGAAUCUGUGAGAAUGGAAGCCGGUGAGCAAAUAAGGAAAUGCAAGGAGGAGCUGGAGUUUAUGCUCCAUCUCCUGAACCUUGCAUACCAAGAAAGAGACGAAGCAAGAGACCAAUUGCAGAAGAUGCUCAACAAGUUAAUCCCUUAUGAAACUCCGUUUAUGAUUGCAGCAAAAACAAACUCCAGUAUAACCGAAUCAAACAGUUUAUCAGACACGUAUAAUAAUCAUCACUCUCACGGUUCUUCCCCUGUUGAUUCCUUGUUCGAUGCCGUUACUUCACCUGAUUUUCCCAUCAUUAAAAUGGCCGAUUCAAGUGGAAUUGGGCUUUUGAAUCAACCUUUUGCUUCCGUUUUAGUCCCGUCAACGGUGGCGACCAAGGUUGUCGAUGCUGAAACCGCUGUGAUCGAUAACCUUGCAAGGGGUAAAACUCUGCCUGAAAAACGGAAGCUUUUACAGGCUGUAAUGGAGGCUGGACCUCUUCUUUCGACUCUGCUUGUUGCCGGUCCUCUUCCUCGAUGGAGAAACCCUCCUCCUUCCGAUGCUUUCAAAAUCCCCCAUGUUUCCAUCAAGGCAUGUGAUACUAAAAUCCAUACCAAAACACCGGUUGCCAGUCCGAUUAACCGUGUUGUUAAAAAAGGAGUGAACUCGUCAUUGUAUCAUGAAGUGUCACGUGGGACUUAUCGAAUGUGUUCAUCGGCCAUGUUGGGAUUUGCAGGUUCUGGCUCUACUUCAUGGCUGAGUCAGUUACCGUUGAGUUCAGAUGAUGGUGUUAACACUCAAAUCCCAGUCACAAAGCGGCAAAGGUUUUAA